Molecule: messenger RNA, 408 nt
Organism: Aspergillus chevalieri
Lineage: Eukaryota; Fungi; Ascomycota; Eurotiomycetes; Eurotiales; Aspergillaceae
Exons: 1
Coding region: 1-408 (135 amino acids)
Source: RefSeq, a predicted model, not a curated record
AUGCCUCGCCCAAGAAACACCAUUGCCUCUACCAGAGCCAACCGGAACGAAACGAAUGAUGAUGAUACCAACCGAAACGAGGCGAAUGACAGUACCAACCAAGAGAACCGACGAUCAUCUGUGUUCAUUGAUGGAGACGAUAAUGAAGAACGACAAAUGGUGACAUUGGAGGAGUUCCUCCAGUUUGUCUCUGAAAAGCCUGAGUGGCUGUAUGAGAAGCUCUGUUCAAUCCACCAACGAUAUGAAGAGUGCAUUGACGAACAAGGAGUGCAACGUGCUGAAAGAGAACUCCAAGGCAGGACCAAGGAUGGGGAGAUUGCUCUUCUGGAGCUUUCGCAGAGGUCUUACAUCCAUGGACUUCUAGGAACAGGUUGUCAGGGCUCAGGAUGUUCCCAUUACCGAGGAUGA